AUGGCAACAACAUUAACCGGUGGAAAUCCACACAUCAUCCAACUGCCAACGACACCCUCCGACGUAUCUUCCGACCCUCAAAGCGUCGCUCAGAAAUGGCUCUCGGAUCUCGAAGCUCAGCUCUCUGGUUCAGAAGACUUGAACAUCAAGGAGCUAUUCCAUGAUGAUUCCUGGUGGCGCGAUAUGUUGGCGUUGGACUGGGAUAUGCGCACCGUACAUACAGCCACUGAAAUUCAGAACUUCCUAUCCAAGCAACAGACCAAGGCACAACUCUCCAGGUUCAAGCUCCAGGAUACGGGCAAGUUUCAGCCACGUCUGGAGCAGGUUGUCGACGGGCUGAGCUGGGUGUCUUCCAUGUUCUUCUUCGAGACUGCCAUUGGUACUGGAACGGGCAUGCUGCGUCUGACGCAGGCGGCGGAUGGGGCUUGGAAGGCUUAUGCUAUGUAUACAUCAUUGCAGGAGCUCAGUUCGGCUCUAGAACCACUCGGGAAACGUCGGGCUGAGGGAACGACCGAGUCGAUGCCUGGUGGUCUAGCUGGUGGCACAUGGAUUGAGCGCAGGAAUCGACAGAAGGAGUUUUUGGAUGAGGAGCCCGCUACUUUGGUUGUUGGGGCCGGCCAAGCUGGAUUAAAUAUGGGUGCGCGUCUGCAGAGCCUCGGCGUGUCAUGCUUGAUUGUCGAUAAGAGCGAGCGCGUGGGAGAUAAUUGGCGUAAUCGGUACCGGACACUUGUCACGCACGACCCAGCUGAGUACACACACAUGGCCUAUCUGCCAUUCCCACAGAACUGGCCACAGUUUACGCCGAAAGACAAGCUGGGUGACUGGUUUGAAGCCUACGCCAGUAUCAUGGAGUUGAAUAUUUGGAUGCAGACCUCUAUCGUCUCAGCAGAGUAUGACGAAGCUGGAGGCCAGUGGACGGUUGUCCUCGCUCGUGGUGAUGGGUCCCAACGCAUCGUCCGGCCUCGUCACCUUGUAUGGUGUACAGGACACUCAGGCGAGGCGAAAAUUCCUUUCUUCCCGGGACAAGAAUCGUUCCAGGGCACGGUAUACCACGGCAGCCAGCACCGCGAUGCAUCGGAAAGCGAUGUCCGCGGUAAGAAGGUUAUUGUCGUCGGUACUGGUAACAGUGGGCACGAUAUCGCGCAGAACUAUUAUGAGAAUGGUGCAGAUGUUACUAUGCUGCAGCGCAGCGGGACAUAUGUUAUAACUGCCGAGAAGGGUGUGUUUAUGAUGCACAGUGGAUUGCAUGAGGAUGGCGGUCCCCCAACUGAACAAUGUGACAUCGUCUCCGAGAGUCUCCCCUGGCCUGUCCAAUUCGCUUUGGGUGCACAUAUGACGAAGGACAUUGCCAACGCCGAGAAGGAGACACUUGACGGACUCCGUCGGGCUGGCUUCGAACUGGAUUUCGGGAUAGACGGGGCUGGUAUUACCCGCGCAUACUUUACCCGCGGCGGCGGGUAUUAUAUCGAUGUCGGAUGCAGCCAGCUUAUCAUCGACGGCAAGAUCAAAGUCAAACACAGCCCGGACGGUAUCAACGGCUUUGGAAAUCGCGAGCUGCUCUUGGCGAAUGGUGAUUCCCUCCCAGCGGACGUUGUUGUCCUUGCCACUGGAUACGAUAAUAUGCGCACGACAGUCAGAAAGGUCUUGGGUGACAAGGUUGCGGACCGGUGUUCGGAUGUUUGGGAUCUGGAUGCAGAAGGAGAGCUUCAAGCUAUGUGGCGCCCCAGUGGUCAUCCGGGCUUCUGGUACUUUGGUGGAAACCUCGCAUUGUGCCGGAUCUACUCUAAGUUUUUGGCACUUCAGAUCAAGGCUGUCGAAGCUGGAAUAUCCAGCGGAGUACGGCAGUAA
Messenger RNA from Penicillium griseofulvum, 1848 nucleotides. Its product is annotated as putative flavin-binding monooxygenase. The record is from RefSeq and is a predicted model, not a curated record. Gene Ontology annotation, molecular function: N,N-dimethylaniline monooxygenase activity; flavin adenine dinucleotide binding; NADP binding. NCBI's taxonomy places the organism in Eukaryota, Fungi, Ascomycota, Eurotiomycetes, Eurotiales, Aspergillaceae. Bases 1 to 1848 code for a protein of 615 amino acids. The transcript is spliced from 5 exons.